AGGAGCGGGGCGCCGGCGCUGAUCUUCGGCGCGUGCGGAGGGGAGGGGAGGGGCGAUGGGGGCCCCGAAAGGCCCCCCCGGCCCGGACAGCCGCGCGCGGAGUCCCCGGUGCUUCGUGCUGCGCGGAGGGCCUGGGGCCCCGGGGCCCCGGCCGGAGGGUCUGGCACGGAGAACUCGCCUCCCUCCCUCCAUGCCGCGUUCGCUCCUUUGGGCCUCAGUCGUGGCCCGUGCGAAGAGCCCGGAAGGGCUUGUGGAAAUGCCACUGCAGCGCUUGGCCCCGGGGGCACCUUUGCCGGCUGGCAGAUUUCACCAAAAGGCGAGCUUUGAUGCCUUCGAGAUGAGACUGCAGGACUUCGGGCCAGACCCUUAAUCGGCCGCCGGGCGGCCUCUCCCAAAGGGCCCCGGUGACUUUCAGGCCGGGGGUGGCACAAGCCGACCCCCGCCCGUCUUUCCUCCAGCGGACUUUUCACGGCUUCCUCCCCCCUUUGGCGCUGGGACUCCAUGUGUUCCUCGGCCGCGGAGAGAGGCCAAUGGGGAGUCCAGUUUGAAUCCUCCCCGUCCACCUCGGCGGCCGCCUCCCUCCCCGGCGCCACCGGCCGGAAGCGCAAGGCCAACUUCUCCAACGAUGAGACGGAAACCCUGGUUUGGAAUGUAGUCCGGCACUUCGGCGCCCUGUAUGGGUCCGAGUCCUUCCGGGCUCACCCCGUGCGCCGCAAACAGCUCUGGACCCAGAUCCAAAGCCGGGUCAACUUCCUCGGCUACACGGAGCGCUCCAUCGACGACCUCAAGCACAAAUGGCGGGACUUAAGGCUGGACGUCAAGAAGAAGAUCACCGCCAAGAAGCCCCCGGCCGUCCAUCGCACGGGGCCCCCCCACAAGCCUCGGCUGACGCCUCUGGAGAAGAUGGUGGCCUCCACGUUCCUGCAGCCCACCCAUGAUUCGGAACCGGAGAUCGUCUUGGAUCCAGAGAUUUUCUUCCCGGGAGCCUCCAAGCAGACGUUCGGGCCCAUGCAGCCGGGAAGCGGCCCCCCCGGGAUUUACAUCGACACCAACGGGCAGCCCUCGGCACUGCCUGAAAUGGAUGGGGCUGCGGGGCCGCGCCUGGGCGUCCGGAGCCCCGACCCUUCGCUGAUGAGCGACUAUGCUAGAGGUGAAGGACACAGCAGCUCCGCAGACUCUGGACCAGAGCUCCGGACGCCCGAAACGUCCACCGUCUCUCCCCCACUAAGAAAUGACUCCCUGGUUUCCUACGCAUCCGAAGAGGAAGACCGGGAAGGCCCGGAAGGGGACGGGGGCACCGGCCUCGAUCCAUCGCUGUCGGCCGAGGAAGACCUGAGGAUCUCCAGCCGGCAGGCGAUGCUCCUCCGCCGGUGCAAUUCCCAGGGGUCGGGGCUGGGCUGCUUGCCACGGGGGCUGAUGGGUGCGGCCUGGGAGAAGCAGCCGCCGCCGCAGGAGGAGGAGCAGCAGCCCCCCAGAUCUCCGGUGCACGUGGGGGCCCUCCACGAGGAAUCCCUGCCUUCUUCGGCAUCGCCCCAGGCAGACCAGGGGCCCGCUCCCCACCCUGUACCACGGGGAAUCGGGGGCUCCCGCCCACGGGAGAGCAGCUGGGAGCCUUGGAGGACUAACCUGUAUCGCUUGAUGGAGAUGGAAGACCGGUGGGAUCAGCUCUACCACCAGGAGCUGGCCGUGUGGCAGGAGGAGCGGGCCCAGCAGCGGGACGAGCGGGCACGGGACAGGGAGCUUCAGCUUCGGCUGCUGGGCGUCCUCACUGACAUCCGGGAUGAACUGUGGUUCUUGCGCCAGGAGCGGGCAUCUCCCCGGCGGGAGGGGGCAUCAAAAACCAGCGCCGAGCCCGCCGUCCCAGCGCCGGCCAGCCUGCCUCUGAAACCCGAGGGCCCGCCUCCCAAGCCGUCACCCGAACCCACCCCGCUCUUCUACCCCAUCAAAGCCGAAGCGUGCCUCCCGGGACCGCCCGUGCUUAGCGGUGGCCGGGGAGAGAGGGGCGCUGGGCCCCGAAGCCCUCACGGGGUCCCCCGGCGGGGCAGGGGGCGUCCCCGGGGCUCCACGUCUAGACACAGAAGGUUGUUCAUGGCCCACAGCUAGGGCGGACGGGUGUUUGCAACGCCCAGGACCAAGGGACGUGCCUAGAGCUCCAGCCUUUCCUCCGGGGGGGAUCCAGGGCGUGUGAAAGGGGGUGGAUUUUUGUUUUCUUGCACAGAUCUAAGAAAAGCUGCUCCAGUGCACCGGCAAAGGGGGUGUGAAUGUCUGGAACCUUCUUGAUAACACGGGAUGAUGGUCUGUGUGCAAAUGUGGCGAUGGUCUAUGUGCAAAUGAACGUGCAUUGGGCGUCAAUGCAGCAAAGUUGUCUCUAGACCAUGCUGAUUUAGAAGGAGAUGGCCCCUCAGUGUAACGUAUUUUGCACACCCAGCGAAAUGGCAAGAAUCUCUGGUCUAGGUCACGGUGGUCCUUC
Messenger RNA from Python bivittatus (Burmese python), 2470 nucleotides. The record is from RefSeq and is a predicted model, not a curated record. Lineage: Eukaryota; Metazoa; Chordata; Lepidosauria; Squamata; Pythonidae.